AUGGCAGCUAACAGCAAAAUCAUAUCUGAGGUGGUCUCAUGGAUUAAGAGCCAAAAGCCUGUGGGCCCCCAGAUGAAAGAUGCUCCAACAUUCUACCGAAAUCUCGAGGAGGCUUUAGAUAUUCGACGAUCUACCCAAUCUAUGCUUACCCGAGGUCAAAAUACCUGGAAAACCGGAGAUGCCAUAGACUUCUGCUCCAACGACCUUUUGUCUCUAGGGCUCACAGGAGAACUAAGAACCGAGUUCCUAGCAGAGCUGGCAAGGCAUCCCGAUUUUGCCCUGCAUUCAGGUGGUUCCCGCGUGAUGGACGGCAACUACGACUAUAUCGAGGAGGUAGAGCAAGAAAUCGCAGACUUUCUUGGGUCAGAGACAGCUCUCAUGUUUAAUUCGGGCUCUAAUGGAAAUAUUGCUAUCUACACUGCAAUCCCACGGCCAGGAGAUGCUAUUGUGUACGAUAAACUAGUCCACUUCAGCACACACACGGGCAUGACUGCUUCGUUAGCCACGAUUAAGGUUGCAUUCCGUCACAAUGAUCUCGACGCCUUUCGAGAGGCGAUGUCAUCUACGAUGGACUCUCAGCCCAUGCUAAAAGACGGCUCGUGCUCGCUACUCGUAUCUGUAGAGUCGAUAUAUAGCAUGGAUGGAGAUGUCUGCCCUUUGGUGGAGCUUGAGAUUGCUAGAGAAAUCUGUCCCAAGGGCAACUUUGCCUUUAUUGCUGACGAAGCCCAUGCCACGGGAGUUGUUGGUGAGCGGGGUGUCGGUCUUGUCAAGUUGCUAGGCCUCGAGAAAGAUAUUGCAAUUCGACUCAAUACCUGCGGAGAGGCUUUGGCCUGCCCUGGAUGUGUUGUCCUUGGAAACACAACGGUCCGAAACACGAUGCUAAACUUUGCCGGGUCUUUGGUGAAUACCACGGCCCCCUCUUUCCCUUCGGUUGCAGUUGUUCGAGCAGUCUACAAUCUGAUGAGAACUGGUUCCACCCAGAAAGCGCAAGACAACAUGCAGCACCUUGUCAAAUAUUUCUUCAAAACCAUUACUUCCAACCCCAUUUGGGAUAAAGCAACUGAUACGGGUAUCUUGUUUAUUCCCCCGAGCGAGGAUUAUGAGUCCAACGAUUUUGUGAUGCAUAUAGUGCCAAUCUGGACCCGACAAAUGUACAACUGGUGGAUUUUUUUCCACCUACAGCUAGCAAAACUAGCGGUUGUCCCUAUAGACUACCCGCAGGUUCCCAAAGGCAAGUCUCGAGUCAGGGUGAUGAUCCAUGCUGGAAAUACAGAGGCGGAGGUGGAUUAUUUGGCAGCCUCGAUUUGUAGCUUUGCGAUUGAGAUGAUUGAGAUCGAGGAAUGUGGUGAUAAGGGGAAGUUACCAAAAGCCGUGCGGCAGAUCUACGCGUUGAUGGCGGCGAAUGCGUGA
This is a messenger RNA of Trichophyton rubrum CBS 118892, 1410 nucleotides long. RefSeq lists its product as uncharacterized. The coding region runs from base 1 to 1410 and encodes 469 amino acids. Gene Ontology annotation, molecular function: pyridoxal phosphate binding. The record is from RefSeq and is a predicted model, not a curated record. The transcript has 3 exons. NCBI's taxonomy places the organism in Eukaryota, Fungi, Ascomycota, Eurotiomycetes, Onygenales, Arthrodermataceae. Gene Ontology annotation, biological process: biosynthetic process.